ACCUGGCUUAUAAUUCAUUUGCAUCCUCUCUGGCGUCUGUCAUCAUCAAUGGCCCUAAUCGCCUUUUCUGGUUUAGCUUCAUCUUCGCUUUUACCUUUCAAACGUGUAUCUGGUGGAUCAAAACCAAAGCAAUGGAGUCAGCUACUUCAUUCUUCUUCCAAAAGAUUCACAACCUCUUCGAAGCCAUUUAUUGUUUCCGCCUCUACGGGGAGUAAUCAGGAUUUUCUUGAAAUACCUAAAGCUGAAACGGAAACAUCCCCUCAUACUUAUUAUAAUUGGCCAGAUAAGAAGAAUCCAAGAGUUUGUAUAUUAGGUGGUGGUUUUGGAGGCUUGUAUACUGCUUUAAGACUAGAGUCACUUGUGUGGCCUGAUGGCAAAAAGCCGCAAAUACUUCUCGUUGAUCAGUCUGAACGUUUUGUUUUCAAGCCAAUGUUGUACGAGCUUCUUUCUAGAGAAGUAGAUACAUGGGAAAUAGCUCCUCAUUUUUCAAAGUUGCUUGCAAAUACUGGUGUGCAGUUUUUCAAAGACAGGGUGAAACUCUUGACUCCCUCUGACCAUUUGGGAAUGAGCAGCCCAAUGGCAUCCAGAUGUGGAGGAACUGUACUGCUUGAAAGUGGCCUCUUGAUCGAGUAUGACUGGUUGGUUCUUGCUUUGGGAGCUGAACCGAAACUUGAUGUUGUACCAGGUGCUGCAGAGUUUGCAUUGCCUUUCUCCACACUGGAGGAUGCAUGUAGAGUUGACAAAAAGUUAAGUGCAUUGGAGCGGAGGAACUUUGGCAAGGGCUUCCUGAUUCGUGUCGCUGUUGUUGGUUGUGGUUACUCUGGGGUUGAAUUAGCUGCAACACUAUCAGAGAGGCUGGAGGAUAGAGGAAUAGUACAAGCUAUUAACGUGGAAACAACCAUAUGUCCAGCUGCCCCCACUGGCAGUAGAGAAGCUGCGUUGAAAGUUCUUUCAGCUAGGAAAGUUCAACUUCUCUUGGGCUAUUUUGUCAGCUGCAUAAGAAGAGUUGGUGAAGAUGACACUUCAGUAAUACCUGUAGCUAGUGCAUCAGUUCUGAAUAUUGCAAGUGAACAUAAUUCUGAAAAAUAUAUAUUGGAACUUCAACCAGCUAUAAAGGGAUUAGAAAGUGAAAGUAUUGAAGCAGAUUUAGUACUGUGGACUGUUGGGUCUAAACCUCUUCUUCCUCAACUGGAACCUUCAAGGAACCCCCAAGAACUUCCCAUCAAUGCCCGAGGACAAGCAGAAACAGAUGAAACUCUUCGUGUUAAGGGCCAUCCACGUAUAUUUGCACUUGGUGACUCUUCGGCUCUAAGGGACUCAGAUGGAAGGCUUCUUCCAGCCACUGCUCAGGUCGCCUUUCAACAAGCUGAUUUUACUGGUUGGAAUUUGUGGGCAGCAAUCAAUGACCGUCCAUUAUUGCCAUUUAGGUUUCAAAAUUUAGGUGAGAUGAUGACUCUGGGAAGAAAUGAUGCUGCUCUUUCUCCAAGUUUCGUCGAGGGGCUAACUUUAGAAGGUCCUAUUGGCCAUACCGCAAGGAAAAUUGCAUACUUGAUACGAUUACCGACAGACGAGCACAGGCUUAAAGUGGGAGUCAGCUGGCUCGCCAAGUCUGCCAUAGAUUCAGUUGCUGUAUUGCAGAGUACCUUAACAAAGGUUCUUCAAGGCUCAUAGUUGUUUUGUCUUUCCAUAUAUCUGGUUUUCUGUUCUUAAAUAUUUUCGCUGUCACUUAUUAAAUCCUCAACCUCAGUGUUGCGUUGGAAUAUGAUCUUGAGACCUCUUCCUCGUGUAAACAAUAAGAGACCCUACUAACUGAAUUAGCUAAUAUACACAAUUAUCUCAUGCUGUAUAAUAUGUUCACUAGUUUGCUACAUCAUAACUUAACGAAUUUCUUCAAAUAAUUGAAGGUCCUGAGAUCUUCAAUAUAGAUUUUUGUAGAAUUUAGAUGAGAGAUUUGAUUUUUGAUUUUUGGUUGGAGAGAAAGUGAGGGAAAAUGAGAGAAAGUUAAAGAAACACACUGAGAGAAAAAUGUUAUUUUUAUUCAUUGAGUAUAAUUCUCAGAUGAAGUUA
Pistacia vera is the source of this 2067-nucleotide messenger RNA. Its product is annotated as alternative NAD(P)H-ubiquinone oxidoreductase C1, chloroplastic/mitochondrial-like. The record is from RefSeq and is a predicted model, not a curated record. Gene Ontology annotation, molecular function: NAD(P)H dehydrogenase (quinone) activity. The transcript is spliced from 11 exons. Bases 49 to 1671 code for a protein of 540 amino acids. NCBI's taxonomy places the organism in Eukaryota, Viridiplantae, Streptophyta, Magnoliopsida, Sapindales, Anacardiaceae. Gene Ontology annotation, biological process: phylloquinone biosynthetic process; aerobic electron transport chain. Gene Ontology annotation, cellular component: chloroplast.